Cucumis melo (muskmelon) is the source of this 1935-nucleotide messenger RNA. RefSeq names its product tonoplast dicarboxylate transporter. The transcript has 7 exons. Gene Ontology annotation, cellular component: membrane. The record is from RefSeq and is a predicted model, not a curated record. Lineage: Eukaryota; Viridiplantae; Streptophyta; Magnoliopsida; Cucurbitales; Cucurbitaceae. Gene Ontology annotation, molecular function: transmembrane transporter activity. The coding region runs from base 133 to 1749 and encodes 538 amino acids. Gene Ontology annotation, biological process: monoatomic anion transmembrane transport.
AAGAAAGAAAAGAAAAGAAAAGAAAAGAAAAAAUCUAUAGCAAAAGGCAAAACCCAAAAUGGGAGCUACAUAUUUCUCAAAUUUAUAAUCUCAUCACAAAUUCCCCUCCCCCCCCCCCCCUCUCUCUCUAAAAUGAACGGCGCCCACACAUCCAUUCCGAUCUCCGACGACGAUCCAAAGGCGCCGCUUCUUUCCGCCAACGACUCUCCCGUCCACCGCUCCGGCAGCUUCCGGUCGACGGCGAAAUCCAUCUUCAACCUUAAAAACUUGUACGUCCUUCUCGGGCCAAUUCUAUGCGCCGGCGUGUGCUACUUCGUGAAGCUGGAUGGGCCGUCCGGUGUGGGGAGCCGGAACAUGCUGGCGGUGUUGAUGUGGGUAUUCACUUGGUGGCUAACGGAAGCAGUGCCGAUGCCGAUAACGUCGAUGUCGCCACUGUUUCUAUUUCCGAUUUUCGGAAUAGCGGCGGCGGAUGAGGUGGCACGGUCUUAUAUGGAUGAUGUGAUUGCGUUGGUUCUCGGGAGUUUUAUUCUUGCUCUCGCUGUUGAGCAUUACAAUAUUCAUAAAAGAUUGGCUCUCAAUGUAACUCUUCUUUUCUGUGGGGACCCACUGAACCCACCACUGCUUCUUCUCGGAAUCUGCGCCACCACUUUCUUUGUCAGCAUGUGGAUGCACAACGUCGCCACCGCCGUCAUGAUGAUGCCCGUCGCCACCGGAAUUCUUCACCGUUUUCCGAUGGGUUCUUCCCGUUCCGCCGCGGAGACCAACUUCUGCAAGGCCGUCAUUUUGGGGGUUACUUACGCUACCCCAAUCGGAGGGAUGAGCACUCUCACCGGCACCGGCGUCAAUCUCAUACUCGUCGGAAUGUGGAAGAGCUAUUUUCCCGAAGCUGAUCCUAUUAGCUUUAAUACUUGGAGCUUUUUUGCUCUCCCAAUGGCUUUGUUAAUCUUCUUUAUUUUUUGGGUCGUCUUGUGUUUGAUGUAUUGCCCCAGAGGGUCUGGACCUGCGCUUUCCACUCAUCUCGAUAAGACUCAGCUUAAGAGAGAACUUGACGCAUUGGGGCCAGUGGCUUUUGCUGAAAAGAUGGUGUUGGCUAUUUUUUCGAUGUUGAUUUUCUUGUGGAUGACGAAGAACAUCACUGAUGAUAUCCCUGGUUGGGGAGCUCUAUUCGAUGACCGUGCUGGUGAUGGAACUGUCAGUGUGAUGAUGGCAACGUUACUAUUCAUAAUCCCGAACAGGAAGCAAGAGGGAGAGAAAUUAAUGGACUGGAACAAAUGCAAGAAGCUGCCAUGGGGGAUCAUAUUGCUACUAGGAGCAGGAUUUGCCAUAGCAGAUGGGGUGAACAAGAGUGGGCUUGCGGACAUAUUAGCCAACGCAUUGAACUUUCUAGAGAAAGCUCCAUACUUAGCAGUGGCCCCUGCAGUAUGCCUUGUAAGCAGCCUCAUCACAGAGCUUGUGACAUCAAACAAUGCCACCACGACGCUGGUGAUCCCAAUCCUCAUCCAAAUAGCCAGCAUAAUGCACCUCCACCCACUCUUCCUUAUGAUCCCGGGUGCCGUUGGCGCACAGUUCGCAUUCUUGUUGCCCACUUCAACCCCUUCGAAUGUGGUUGGGUUCAGCACUGGCUAUAUUGACAUUCCGGACAUGAUCAAGAUUGGCUUGCCUUUGAAAAUCGUUGGCAUUGCUGCUGUCUCCCUUCUGAUGCCCUCUCUCGGAAGCUUAGUUUUUGAGACAAAUAAGCCAAUGCAGUGACUGCCAAAUCUGAAGGAGCAUCAGUUUCUUCUUCCAAAAUAUGUGUAGAGAGAUGGCCUCUAAGGAAAGGAAAUGUGGUAGGCAUUGGUAUAUAUAUGUGUUUACCAUUUGUAAAGCACAAUGUAAAAAAAACAUAAUUUGAGAGUAUAAGUGAGUGUUUAAUGUUGCAAAUGUUUAUUUCUUUAA